AAUGUUCUUUACACCAGGGGUUUUCAAAAAAAACUGUAAAAAUAUUCCUAAUACCCUUUCAGUGCAUAUAUAAUUUACAAACUGUUCAAAUAUUUGGAAUAUUAUAUAAAUAAAUUUCUACAAUAAUAUUUUAGCUUUAUUGGCACCUUUAAAAAGCCUUUCAUAACUACUAUAUUAUUGCUUGUAUGAAUAUAGGUUAUUAAUUGUUUUGCACAGAUUUCCUAAAAUUUGAAAUUCUGGGUGAAGCAUUCUUAAGAUUACUUUUCUCUGAAAGUUCUAUUAAAAAGUAUUUACGUGUUAUUAGUAUUUCAGAAUUCCCGUAGCCACAUAUAGGGCCAUAUAUGCCCGGGUCCUCCCGCUUAACAAGAGAGACUGCACACUCCUUUCGCCUUUUUGUCAGCACUUAAUCCUCACUAUGAGGGCACUAGAGCUUUUAGAGGCCGAGGGUUUACACUGCAGUCUUGGGAAAGUGACUACUAGACCAUUUCCUUUACUUCUUUAGUUUUCUCUUCACAAUGUCCUGGAUCAUUUGGGGCCUCUUCUCCAGGCUAGGCCUAGUUCUGAAUAUAAUAACAAAGUCAACAGAGAUUUCCCAUUGUUUUUGCGAAUGCCUAGUUUAACCAAUGGUCAAAAAAAUCUCAAAAGUAAUCAUGGUCCUCUGUAAGUGGCAUAAAGGAUGAACAAAGACAAGUUUCUGUUUCAAGCAUAUUACCUGACCCCAGUAGGGUUGAACUGAGGACAGCGAUUGUGGAAGUGUAAGAAAGAAGACACAGCUAUAAAACUGAAGUGAAAGUAAAUGGAUACCAUUGCACCUGACCAUGAACUAGAGGUUAGAAUGCAUUGGUGGGAAAAGAGUUAAGUAUUUGUUUUGACUCAUAUUGUUCACACACCCCUCCCAUGGGCCUGCAGGGGGUUGAUGGCGUCACUCUGGCCCAAGGGCAUUAUAAAUACCCCCUGCACCACUGGCCGCGACACCGGGGCUGAAUGUCUGCAGGACAUGCUCAACCUUUGUCUGUCUAUCUUUAUUAACACUACCCUGCAUUCAGACAGAUGCAGACACCAAGAGCCGCCAGUCCGAGACACAAAUCUUUAUGACAAAAAUAGAUGAUUUCACUCUAAAGUGAGGUGUUAAAGAGGCUUUUGUGCUUUAAAAUUUACCAACUGUUUUUUACUGUAUCCUUCCACCAAAAUAUAUCAGGCUCCUGCAGGUAAAUUUAGAGGUGAUAUUCCUUUUUUUACUGGUUUGAGCUCGUCUCUACUGCAGCCAUGUGGGAGUUCCGGUCCAUGUCUUUCUGGCGGGCCGUUUUUGCCGAGUUCUAUGGGACGAUGUUCUUCGUCUUCUUUGGGCUUGGUUCUGCAUUGCGCUGGACCAGCGGUGCUUACAAUGUGCUCCACGUGUCCUUCUGCUUUGGGCUGGCAGCUGCCACCUUCAUCCAGUCCAUCGGUCACAUCAGUGGUGGCCAUAUCAACCCGGCCGUCACCUUUGCUUAUGUGGUCAGCUCCCAGAUGUCCCUGUUCCGUGCUUUCUUCUACAUUUGUGCUCAGUGUUUGGGGGCGCUAGCUGGUGCUGCUGUUCUGUAUGGGGUGACGCCGGGAAACAUGAGGGGCAGCCUGGCUCUCAACACACUGCAGCCUGGCGUUAGCCUCGGCAUGGCCACUACCAUAGAGGUGUUCCUGACUCUGCAGCUGGUUGUGUGUGUCUUUGCUGUAACCGAUGAUCGGCGUAAUGGCCGUAUGGGCUCUGCUGCUCUAGCCAUCGGCUUCUCUGUGCUCACGGGCCAUCUGCUUGGGAUGUACUAUACUGGUGCUGGAAUGAACCCUGCCAGGUCCUUUGCGCCUGCUGUGCUUGUCAGGAACUUCAUCAACCACUGGGUGUACUGGGUUGGCCCUUUUAUUGGCGGUGCUCUGGGUGCUCUGCUGUACGACUUCCUGCUCUUCCCACGCAUGCGUGGUUUCUCCGAAAGAAUCGCCGUGCUCAAAGGCACUCGACCCGCCGAAGCUGAGGGCCAGCAGGACACGCGGGGCGAGCCAAUCGAGCUCAAAACACAAGCUCUAUAAACAAACAGUCAGGAAAGGUUGGCGUUCUCAUCCUUUUAUCACCUCAGCAAAUGCAUACACGCUUCACGACCCGCUGUGCCCACAUUCAUAGCCUUUUCAUCCUCACUUUGAAUCUGGAGCCUGGGCGUGUUGAAACAUCUCCCACGUCACCUUCACCUCACCCCUUCAGACUGCACAACCUAGAAUGAGGCUUAGUAGAAGACUUUGGCACGUAGGGCGGUGCUCUGUGGCUAAAUCUGCUCAGGACAGGGGCAUCUCUCUGAGUUGUAGUUGACUAGGAGUGCACUACAGCAGUGGACUUCAUUCUGCACGCUUUCUGGUUUCACAGUGUUCUUGAGUGUUCACUAUUGUUUUAGCAAGUUUUUGCUUUUGUUUUGUUUUUAUCUUUUACUAUAUUUAAGAUAUUUAAGGUAAUUUCAAGGCAACUGAGACAUAUUUCCAGUUGUGUGUGUGUGUGUUUUAUUGAGUUUUUAUUUUGGCUUUUUAUUCUGAUUAUUGUGUGUUUGUAUAAGAUUUUGUUUUUCUAAGGGAAAGACACCCCCACUUUAUCCAUUGGUAUAUUUUGGUAUCUUAAUAAAGCAGUAAGUCAUGAGAAGGCAUGCGAUUUUGUGAUUUUGUCAUAGAUAAGGGUGACUUUGUCAUAGAUAAGGCUGUUCUUAGGCAGGACACAUAGCAGAGUGCCUAAAACCCCGCCUUAACCAUAAUAAAAUCACUGUAACGCAUGCCCUCGAGCUUAUUGCUUUUAGAAAAUGGUGACAAAAACAAUAUGAUAAAAUCCAUGUAAAACCAGCUACUGAAUCUUUUCAAACUGCUGCUCAUGCUGUGCCACAGGGCAACAUAACACACUCAGAGGAAAGCGCUUUCCGCCCUCGUCCUCAUACAUGAGCUCACAGAUGCCUAUGAUUGCUUAGUGUUGCUCUGGUUGAUGAGAAAUAGUAAUGCCAUUCAGUUUUGCUACUUUGGCUUCCAGCUAUGGGUUAUUGGGAUUCAAAGUUGUGAUCUCCCAAUGAAAUUUAAAUCAUUAUUAAUAAUAUUGAAUAUAAACAGUCCGCCAUGCAGUGUAGUCUGUUAACAGUAAGCUUUUGUUGGACAGAACUUCAUCGAUUAUUGUGAUGCGGUCACAGCGUGUGCCUAUAUCGAGGAUUUUAGAAACGGCUUAGAACACAGCUCAGCCGAUCUGAAUUUAGAGAGCCGAAACUAUCCGUUUUAUAAUUCACAUUUUUAAUAGGUUCCAACAGUUUACGCUCAUUAUUAUGAAUCUUUAAAUGGUUGGAAAUUUCAGUUUGUAGUCUCAAUUUUUUUUCAUAAACAACCACAUGAAAGGAAAUGUCCCUUCGCAAUACACUUGUAGUUUUCUGUAUUAUUUCAAACUCAUGUUAACUGACACUGUUUUUGUACCUCCAGGAUUUUGGAUUGUGGAUUGUAUUCAGCUUGCUCUUUUUUGGCAUGCAUUUCCUAGUGAUUCUUAAAUAUCCAUUUCUAUAAGACUUGGCAUGCCUAGGUUUAUUGUUUCUUUUAACUGGUUUGGUUACAUCUUGUGUGUUGAGUAGAUAACAUCUGAUUUGUCAUGGACCUCAGCUUGUGUUCUUUUGGCAAAAAUGCAUGACUAUACUUUAAGUUGAGCAAAUGUUGUUUUGAAUGCCAACUGAGUGCAUGAAAGUGCAGUGAUUUAUUUUUUUCUCUUACUACUGGAGAGGGGGAUAUUUAUAUGUUUAACCAUUUUUAAUCAUCAGCGCCAGUUUUUCCUAUCCAAAAAGGUGACGCUGGUGAGCUCUCGCCACAGCUUCACUUCUACUGAUGUUAAACGUAAAUCCUUGGCUUAGCUCUUCAUUUGUCUUCACCUCCCUGCAUGUGUCCUGCUGUUCCAGGAGCAGUGAAUACACACACAAAUGCAUGCUCUGUUUGAGUGCUUAUGUGCUGCUUUUUAUCUCUCUAACCAAAAUGUUUCAUUCAGUGGACAUUUGUCAGAUUCUUCCAUGUUUACAUAAAUAGAAAUCAUUUUGUGCUCGAGAUGUACAGUAUAAAGAUUUCCUUUUUUUUUGUAAUUCCAAGUGUUCCGACUAGACAAAUAUACAUUAAUAAUUAUUUCAUAUGAUCGAAUGUUUCUUAUUUAAUAAUAUCAGAGUGAGCACCAUGUUAUCCACAUCCUUUUUCCAUCUUAUUUUUAUCGAUAUUGUUCUGUAAUUUUGUUACAAAAUGGUAUUCUUG
Pangasianodon hypophthalmus (striped catfish) is the source of this 4266-nucleotide messenger RNA. It is a transcript of the gene mipa, whose product is annotated as major intrinsic protein of lens fiber a. The transcript has 4 exons. Gene Ontology annotation, cellular component: plasma membrane. The coding region runs from base 1267 to 2058 and encodes 263 amino acids. Gene Ontology annotation, biological process: transmembrane transport. Gene Ontology annotation, molecular function: water channel activity. The record is from RefSeq and is a predicted model, not a curated record. Lineage: Eukaryota; Metazoa; Chordata; Actinopteri; Siluriformes; Pangasiidae.